Artibeus jamaicensis (Jamaican fruit-eating bat) is the source of this 3339-nucleotide messenger RNA. RefSeq names its product TruB pseudouridine synthase family member 1 (gene TRUB1). The record is from RefSeq and is a predicted model, not a curated record. NCBI's taxonomy places the organism in Eukaryota, Metazoa, Chordata, Mammalia, Chiroptera, Phyllostomidae. The transcript is spliced from 8 exons. Gene Ontology annotation, cellular component: mitochondrion. Gene Ontology annotation, biological process: mRNA pseudouridine synthesis; tRNA modification. Gene Ontology annotation, molecular function: RNA binding; pseudouridine synthase activity. Bases 25 to 1050 code for a protein of 341 amino acids.
CAAACCGUUUUGGGUUUCAAAAGCAUGGCUGCUCCGGAGGUGGCGGCGGCGGUGUCGUCGUCUCUGGGAGCAGACCCAGCCCAGGUCCCUGAAACUGCAGAAACAGCUGCAGCAACGGCCGCUACCUCGCCAGCGAUGGCCAGGACCGGAUCCGAAGCCAUGGUCUCCAAGGCCGCUUUGGCUACUAAGCUGCUGUCCCUCAGCGGCGUGUUCGCCGUGCACAAGCCCAAGGGGCCCACUUCAGCCGAGCUGCUGAAUCGGCUGAAGGAGAAGCUGCUGGCAGAAGCUGGCAUGCCUUCUUCAGAAUGGACCAAGAGGAAAAAGCAGACUUUGAAAAUCGGGCAUGGAGGAACUCUGGACAGCGCAGCCCGAGGAGUUCUGGUGGUUGGAAUUGGAAGGGGAACAAAAAUGUUGACCAGUAUGUUGUCAGGGUCCAAGAGAUAUGUCGCCAUCGGAGAGCUGGGGAAAGCCACCGACACGCUGGACUCGACGGGCAAAGUGACGGAAGAGAAGCCUUACGAUAAAAUAACACAAGAAGAUAUUGAAGGCAUUUUACAGAAAUUCACUGGGAAUAUAAUGCAGGUGCCUCCCCUCUAUUCUGCGUUAAAGAAAGAUGGACAGAGGCUUUCAACCUUGAUGAAGAGAGGUGAAGCAGUGGAAGCCAAGCCCGCCAGGCCAGUUACUGUGUACAGUCUCUCCCUGCAGAGAUUCCAGCCACCAUUUUUCACAUUAGAUGUUGAAUGCGGAGGAGGCUUUUAUAUCAGAAGCUUGGUCAGUGACAUUGGCAAAGAGCUCUCGUCCUGCGCCAAUGUGCUGGAGCUGACCCGGACCAAACAGGGGCCGUUCACGCUGGAGGAGCACGCCCUCCCGGAGGACAGGUGGACAAUCGACGACAUUGCACAGUCGCUGGCACGUUGCUCAUCUCUGCUCCCCGCGGAGACGGCACUUAAAAAGUCAAAACCCGAGGAGUCUAACGAACACAUUUUGAGCUGUGAAUACAUAACUCUAAGUGAGAAGAAGGGAGAAGAUGAUGUAAUUAAGACAUGUUAAGAUUGGCACAGGUCAUCACUUCUUGGUGGACAUUCGAAUCCUGUGUACACAAGCUACCGGCAAAGGACAAACAACUACUUUUUUUUUGCAUGAAGAAAAAUGUCCAUCAUUUGCAGUUUCUGCAGUGUGCAAUUUAUCUGCUGUGCACUGCAAACAGCAGUUGUUCAGUUCUUCGGUGUGCUGUGGAAUGUUCUUUUAGGAUAUUAUGUUUUAGAGCGGGUACAGGAACAUCAGCUUGAUUUGAUCUUGCUUCAAAGUCUUUUCCUGUGAAAAAGCUGAACACAGUUUCUAAUCAAAGAAAAAAGACAUACGAGCUACGUGUUUCUUCGGCAUCAAAAAAGUUAAUGUAAAUUGGUGUUACUUUGGUCUUCUUCUGGCUGCCUGGUAGCUCUAUUGUAUGCAAAUUCUUUAACUAUGUUUGAAACUGCUGUUAUUUAACUCUUAUGAUUUGAGAGUUUGUGAUUAUUAAGGACAUUUCUUUGAUAAGGGUGCAUUCAUUUGGUAAUAGCUGUGUUCGUUUAGAUCUUGGACAUUAAUAAACUUUUAUAAUAAAUACUUGUAAUUGAACCAAAUUUUUGCUGUUACCACUAAAGGGGGGAAAGUACAAGAUUAAAUACACCUCUACCGUUAGUUAGUACAAAGGAUGGCCCAGUGGCCUGUAUUUCCGCAGCUGUGAGAUCUUCCGAUAUUUCCCACACUGUCGACCACUCUAUUCCAAGUUGCUGAAUAACAAUUUUUUAAGAUUAAGCUAAAGAAUGUCUUCAAUUAAACAUUUCCUUAUUCUUUAAUAUUUAUUUUACCUUUUUUAGGGCAUUGGUUUUUAGUUUGCUCUUUCAAAUGAUGUUUAUAGGCUCUGAGAUUGCCUCUGUGCAUUUCCAGCUAAUCUUUUCAGCUCUAAAUAUUUAAAAACAGUUAAUCUUCAGUGUUUUCAUUCAGAUGGCCUACUAAAAAUUGUCUCUUCCUUGUUAACAUAAUUUUGAAAGCAUAGGCACAUUACAAAAUAGUACAUUUCACAUGUAAUGAGUGCUUCGUAUUUUUGUUAUGGGAAAGUAAUAUAUUACGCAUCAUCCAGUCUGUAGACAUGUUUGCCCUUCAUUUAUUCAAUAAAUACAGUUUCAAAAGGAAGAAUCAUUAAAAUUUUCAUAACAUAGCUUUUAUAUUUUUAUGGAUUGCAUUUCUUUUGGCUGGUUGCCUCUUCACAACCCCUACCUUGAAAAAUGUCACUAUGAAAACCAACAUGGUUUUAUUGAUGAUUUACUCAGUAUAGAAAGGUAUAUGCUUCAGUAGAGCAUUUUCAUCCCAUUGGCAACAUAUAUGAAGAGGAAAUACUGAAAGUAAUUCUUAGUAUGACACAGGAAAGUAUGAGGAAAACAACUUGAUAUCACGAGGUAUUAACAUCAAAUGCCAAACAAAGUUGAAAUAUCAAAGUUUACAAUUUCAUUUGUUCGGAGCUGCUGCCCUGCAGACUGUGCCAACCCAAAGUGGCGGCAACAGCUGCUUGUGCCCCGGAUUGUGCGGGGUAGAGCGGGUCCUCAUGCGUCGCCAGCCAAGGUCCAAACAGAGGAAUGUUUAGGUCGUAGAAAACAGCUAGGCAUUUCUGCCCCACGUCACAACUUAAAAAUUGACGUGUGUAAUUUAUUAAUGGAGAAGACUAGAGAUUAUUCAACUAGACAAAUGACUUUUUAAAAUAGUAACCAAUCCUUUUUUUAUUUUAAUUGCAAAAUUCUUGCUGUGUAUAUUCUCUUUUUGCUCUGAGGACAUUGAAGAAAAUUUUGUCAAAUGGAAAAAUUACCCAUACUCCUCACCAUCCUGGUGCAGUGACUUCAGAACUUUAAUUUUGUAGUAAUAUUUUCCUUUUGUGUACAUAAUUACGAUCAUAAGACUCCUAUACUUUUUAAUUGACUUUUUCUGAUGUAAUUGUUUGAUAAUUAUUAUUUUAAUUAUAUUACUUCAUAUUCAGUUUUACACUAUUUCCUUAUUACUGAACACAGGUUAUGUUCAAUUUUAUUAGGAUAAAUUCUCGAGAGUGAGAUUAUUAAGUGGGAUAUAGGAACAAUUUUGGGGUUCUUAAUAUGUUUGCCUUAUUGCUUUCUCAAAGCACUGUAACAUUUUACUGUUACUGUCUGAGUAUUAUCAGUUCACUGAAAGUUUACAGUUUGGGUGGGGGUAUAGUAUGUUGUUGCUGAUUUAGUAAGUGUAAGAGAGAGUUUAAAAUUGCUCUGCUUUGCUUUUGCGUGACUUGCAUGUAUUUUGUCCAUUCAUAUAAAUAAAUGUCUUGUGGUUUCUUUA